Eimeria necatrix is the source of this 1302-nucleotide messenger RNA. RefSeq lists its product as hypothetical. NCBI's taxonomy places the organism in Eukaryota, Apicomplexa, Conoidasida, Eucoccidiorida, Eimeriidae. Bases 1 to 1302 code for a protein of 433 amino acids. The transcript is spliced from 9 exons. The record is from RefSeq and is a predicted model, not a curated record.
AUGGAAGUGUCUUUUGAAGCGCCCGACCUCGACUUGGCUUUUGAGCGCUUCGCUGGGGCGCAGCUCUCACUGGACCAGCGGCAAGACGAUGACCUGCGGCAGCUGCAGGGGCCCCCCAAGUUCGACCGCAUGCACACGAGGGGCCCCACGGAGAAGAAGGAGUCGCCGCGCAGCAGACUGGCCCGCCUGCGACUCGAGGUGCCGCAGGCCGUCGAGCUCCUCGAGAGUCUGUGCGCACACGCAGACGAAUCCCGGAAGAGGCAGCAGCAGCACGGAGAUUCUUCUUCUGGUGCUGCUUAUGUCCUUUCUCUUAACGAAGCACUUGGAGAAGCAGCACAUGAAGCAGAAACGAGAGUGCGGGAGGGCGUUGCAGCAGACACGGCGCUGCAGCAGGUGCUGUUCAAGCAGCAGCAGCCGCAGCAGCAGCAGCAGCAGCAGCAGGAAGACAUGAGCCAGCCCUCCCUGCUGAACCCCACAGACACAGGCGGCCUCCUAGCGCCCCUAUACUGCCCCACCUCUUGUGUGGAAAUGGACACUUUGGCAAGAGAGGCUCAAGAGCACCUGCAAGUCCCGGUGCAGCAGCAGCAGCAAGGGGGCGGCAGCGGCAGCGCCAUCGAGGUUUUGGAUGCGGUGCCUUUGACUGCGGCGGCUCAAGGAGCUGCUGCUCGGCGGCUUUUGCUGCUCGAAGGAAGACUCAAAAGGCUGGAGCAGGCCUGCCUUCCUGCUGGUCGUCGUUUGGCGUGCCUCCUUGGACUUCACGACGCGGACCGCACUCAGUGGGAAGCUGACUCGGAGGCCCCAACUCUAGCUGAGCUGGCUUCGCGGCUUCACCAGCUGCUGUCGCUGGCAGCAGAUCCUUCGCCGCUGUCGCAGCUGGCGGCGCGGCUGUCGGUGGUGCGCUGCUGCCUGGACGAGCAGGAGCAGCAGCAGCAGCAGCAGGAGCAGCAGCAGCGGCAGCAGCAGCGGUGGCAGGAGGAAAGAGGAACUUUUGACGAAGAAGACUUUUCGGAAUUCCUUCCCGAAAAGAUUGUGCUGUCUCUACACCAGCAGCUGGCCCCUUGCAAAACCCUAGCGGACAAUUUGCCCCAAGUCACUGCAGCCCUGGGCCAGGCCAAAGUCCGCUUCGCCAGCAUUGUUUCGCUUCUGGAGGCGAUGUCUUCGCAAGCAGCGCAGCAAAAGACGCUGCAGGAGAAGCUGACGAGCCUCCAGUCAAUUGCUGCUGCUCUCUCGGGAGCUUCUGCUGCUCAAAGAGAAGCAGAAAAAGCCAUAUUUGAAUUGCCGCAGCGCCGGGCGCAGCCUUGA